Molecule: messenger RNA, 1541 nt
Organism: Odontomachus brunneus
Lineage: Eukaryota; Metazoa; Arthropoda; Insecta; Hymenoptera; Formicidae
Product: zinc carboxypeptidase-like
Exons: 7
Coding region: 135-1346 (403 amino acids)
Biological process (GO): proteolysis
Molecular function (GO): zinc ion binding; metallocarboxypeptidase activity
Source: RefSeq, a predicted model, not a curated record
UUUAGCUUGUCUAUGUGACCAGUAUAUUAACGAUAGGAAAACAGGGUAUAUAUAAAGCCGAAAAGUGCUCCUUCGGAACAUUCUUCUACUACACUUCGUAUAACAGUUAGCGUCUAAAUUAUCUUUCAAUUACAAUGUGGAAGGUGAUACUAUUAUGCGUUUUCGUUGGUAUAACGGCCGGCAAGUUAGUCAGCUACGAGAACUAUAAGUUGUUUCGUGUUAUACCGGAAACAGAUGAGCAAUUAAAAUUGUUGGAAUUCUAUUAUCGACGUUCCACAUCAACUUCGUUCGACCUAUGGAAUAUGCCAAUCAGAAUUGGUGGGCAGAUAUAUAUUAUGGUAUCUCCGGACGAAACGAAGUGGUUUAAAAUAAUAAUGGGCUCACUUGACAUCGAGUUAAAAGAAGACAAUGUUCAAAGAUUAAUUAACUUGACAAUGGAAGAAGGCCAGUCAAGUUCUUUCGACUUUACAAGUUAUCAUACCCUCGAGGAAAUCUACAAAAACUUGGACUACUUGGCUGAGAGGUAUCCUGAGAAUGUGAAGAUCAUAGCGGGCGGCUCGACAUAUGAAGGACGGCAAAUUAAGGGCGUGAAGAUAUCCUUCGAGCCGAACAACCCCGGCGUGUUCCUCGAAGGUGGCAUUAAUGCCAGGGAAUGGAUGUCGCCGGCCGUCGUUAUGUAUAUUACACAUCAAUUACUAAGUAGCAACGAUUUUCAAAUCAGAAAUAUGGCUGAAAGCUACGACUGGUAUAUCUUUCCCGUGUUCAAUCCGGAUGGAUAUGUGUACACGCACACCACAGAUCGAAUGUGGACAAAGACUCGUAAGCCGUACAAUAAUACCAUUGGUAGUAAUCCCAACAAGAACUGGGGUUACAUGUGGGACGGUCAUCUGUUUUUUGCCAAAUGCAACAUGUUUGCCGGACCUAAACCAUUCUCUGAAAUUGAAACGAAGAGCAUGUCCGAAUACAUCGAAUCUAUCAAGGAUAAAUUCUUUGCAUAUUUUUCAUUCCACUCCCAAUCAAAUGACAUAACGUAUCCUCCCGACUUCACGAAUAACACUGAGCAGUACGAUUCAGAUAUGAGGAGAAUCGCCUUAUCGUUUAGUAUAUCUGAAUAUAGUUAUGAAUUCAACAAUGUCUUCAAAACAAGCGAUUUAGAUGAUGGAAGUUCCAUAACUUAUAUCAAGGGAACGUAUAACAAACCUCUUGUUUUUGCUUAUGGAUUACAAGAUAGACGUUAUAAGGAUGGUUUCUUGCAACCGCCCAGGCGAAUCGUUUGGUAUGGACAGGAGGCUGUUUGUCGUCUAAAAAACAUGUUAGAGCGGGCAAAAUUUUAUUUAAACAAAUAAUUUGUUAUUUUAUAACAAAUAUUACUAAAAUAAUACUACUUUCUUUUACUCGAUAUGUCGCGCGUGUGACAUCUUGGUUCGAAGAUGCACAAUAAUGCACUUUGUAUCCAGGAAAAAUAACAAAUUUGUGUUUUCAAUGUCUAGGAGAUAAAAAAGAAAAAAAAUAAAAUAUAUCUCUAAAUAUGUAAUCGAAAA